AUGAAAUUGUUCGUAGUUUUACUGGUCACUGUGGACAUAAUCAUGGGUGAAGCGAAAUUAGAAACGAUCUCCGCUGCACCACUCUCUUCAUCGACAUCCGUUUUGAAUGUGAAUGCUCCACCAAUACCUGUUGAAAUUACUCCCAUACCUGCUGAUGACUUUAGUCCAAGAUUUGAUGAAUUUAGACGUAUCGAUACAAACGGUGAUCAGAAAAUUACCUUUGCGGAAUUCAUAUUAGCCGACCGGCCAUAUAUUGAAGAUAAAUCGCGAUUGUAUCACAAGCAAGAUUUAAAUGGUGAUGGUGUUGUGAGCAAAAAUGAAUUCGUCUCGUAUUAUCGGAAAAAAGAAGAGGAGCGUCGAUUGAGAGAACAACAAGCGGAAAAUUUUUUCAAACAUUUGGAAGUGCCGUUCACUCAACCGUUCGGUUUUGGAUUCCCGCAGAAUCCAUUUUUCCCAUCAAAUAGUCGGCCUAUUAAAGAUACGGUGCACAAUGCUUCUUCGCUCGCAGUGCCAUCAGCUAAAGAAAUCAGGAAUGGGACUUUGCAGUUUUCAUAUCGAUAA
Messenger RNA from Loa loa (African eye worm), 561 nucleotides. RefSeq lists its product as hypothetical. NCBI's taxonomy places the organism in Eukaryota, Metazoa, Nematoda, Chromadorea, Rhabditida, Onchocercidae. Gene Ontology annotation, molecular function: calcium ion binding. The transcript is spliced from 4 exons. Bases 1 to 561 code for a protein of 186 amino acids. The record is from RefSeq and is a predicted model, not a curated record.